UUAUAUACAAGAAAAUAAUGAUUCCACAUUCAUAAGUGAAUAACCAGCGAAUAACGUUAUUUUCCGAUGUAGCAUAAUUAGUAAUUACCGUAACCACCCGUAACAUACGUAAUAUCAUUGUGUACAAAAUAUGUUAGUGAUUUUAUUAUCUUGACGGUUAUAUUAUUGAUAACAAUCAUUUAAAUUGUCGAUUCAUUAAUAAAAUUUAAGACAGUGCAUGGUUAUUUGUUUCCGGCAUUUAUCUAAGUUCGGUAUGCGGCGUGCGCUAUUCCAUUUAAUCAACGGUCAAUGUCGAAACUAAAAAUAUAGUCAGAUAGUCAGAAGACAGGAAUACCUUUUAUUUGACAUUUUGUGUAUGACAAACCACAAGUGUCACGUUCUUCGUUUCCAUUCGUACGCAUUUGUGGUCAUGCAGACAUUUUAAUAAUCAAAUUCAUCGAUUAUUGCAAAAUUCUUUACCCUUUUUUAGUUACUUUUAUUCUAAAUAUCAUUUUUGUUUUUAAUUAGUACACGCACAUAUAAAAAUGGGGUUGACUCCUCUUACGUCCAAACAAGUCUUGGAGUUCUUGCCUAUGAACACGUGGACUGAGAUUCAUUUGCUUCCAAGUGAUUUUAAAAAUAUAUAUAUAGCAACAACAAAAGAGAAAAUGGAAAAGCGAUUGAAAGACAUGCAAUCAAUUUCAUUACAGAGUGGUUCUUAUGAUAAAGUUACAACAUUUAAAUUAUACGAAAUUGUUGCUGUUGAAAUUAAAGGAGAAUGGUAUAGAGGGAAAUUAAUUAGUUUCAAUGAAUUUCUAACUGACAAUACCAGAAUUGAAUUAAUUGAUAUUGGCUCUGUUUAUCAAACUAAGUUAGAAAAUCUGUUUGUUCUUCCAUAUUUUUUUACAUAUGAACCAUUAGCUUUACCGAUAAAAUUUAAGGAUUUCAUUCCUAAGAAAACAACAUUUUUUGUAAAACCCCUGCUGCGAGAUAGUAAUCUACAUGACGGUGCUGUUCUUGUUGAUGUUCACUGUAAUGAUAAAAAGUUGGAAAGCGGUGUUGAAGAAAAACAACUAUUAGAUUCAAAAAAAGACAUUAACUUUGUUAAUGAUUCAAAACAGAAAAUUGUUCAAAAUAUGAAAAAUGGUUAUGAUAACAAUGAAUUGAGCAUUAAUUCUGUUAAUGAUUCAAAAAUUAGAAGUAUUCAAAACAUGAGCAACGGUCACAGUAAUAGCGAUUCGAGCUCUUAUCUAUCUAGUAGUUACCGAAAAGGUAGCACUUUUAGUCAGGAAAAACUAAACAAUAUACCAUUAAAAAAUGAGGAUUAUUGCAUUUUAACUUAUUUUGAAGAUUUUACUUGUUUGUAUGUUGGCAAAGCUAUUAAAAGUGACAAAGAUGGCAGUUAUAAUUUCUUUGAUUUUGACACUUUGUGCAAAACUGCUUGUAGUACAGAUAAAAUACUUAAGUGUAAUCCUAUUGUCGGAGAUAUUGUCAAAGUUUUUUCAUCUCAAAAUGAUGGUUUAUUCAGAGCAAAAAUAUUAAAAAAUAAUAAUGGAAGUUAUGAUGUUUUCUACAUUGAUUAUGGAAAUAUUGAAACAGUCCCAUCAAAUGUUAUUUAUGAAUUGGCUGAUGAAUUAAAGAAGCCUGGAAUAGCUGUUAAAAUAGGACUCUGUGAUUUAAAGAAUAUUCAAGCUACUGAACAAAUAAAAAAUAUGUUUAACAUGUUUUGUGACAUUGGAAAGCUGUUUGUAGUUGAGCUUGAUGAUAAAUCUAAAAAUUGUCUAGAAAAUGUGAAGUUGAAAGAUUUAGAAAAUGGAUCGUAUAUUAAUUCUAAUUAUAUAAUGAAUUACUUAUCAGUACAAUCUGAAAUUACUCCUGUGCAAUUUGAUGAAAAUACUUCAAUAGUUCAUAAUAAUGAUAAUCAACUUUGCGAUUUAAAAAAUAAUGAUAUAGUUUUUUUAAAACAUUUUGAAGAUAUGAAAAGUGUAUAUAUUUUAAAGAAUGUACAGCUAUUAAAUGAUGUGAUGAUACAAUUGAUAAAUGAUAAAACUGCUGUAUGUAAAAAAGAGUUAAGUGUGGGAAAUAUUGUUAAAGUAUUAUGUAAAAAAUCUCAAUAUCGUGCCAAAAUUAAAAAAAUUGAUGGUAAUUUGAUUUGUGUUAAAAAUAUUGAUUUUGGAUACCGUGAACUUGUUGAGUCAAAUUCUGUUUGUGAACUACCAGAUGAUUUAUUAAAGAUUCCUGGAUUAGCUAUAAAGGUUGGAAUUAAAGAACCUUUAAUAAAAAAGACACAGGACUUAAUUGUUUUUAUUGAAAAUAUUGAAAGAAUUCCAUUAUACUUGGAAUUUGAAGAAGGAAAUGCCAAUAGAUAUCAAGAAAUUACUCUAAGGAGAAAAGACAAUUCUGAAAAUAUUUUUGAAGAGUUUUUAAAAUCAAAUAAAAAUCAAUUAAUUUAUAAUGGAAUUUCAAGCAAAUGUGAAGACAAAGGCACAACAAUCAAAUCUAGUGAAAGUUCAAUCAUCGAUUUCCAAAAUAUUACAUUAACAAUUGGGGAUUAUUGUAUUAUUUCUUAUUUCAAAGAUUUUAAUAAUAUUUAUUUAUGUAAAGCUGUAAAAAGUGAUGCAAAUGAUGAUUAUGAAAUGCAUAAUUUGCCUAUAAUUAUAAAGACCAUGAAUAGUGAAGAUCGUAAUACUAAAAUAAAUCCAGUUAUAGGAGAUAUUGUUAAAGUAUUUUCAAAUUCAUUUAAUGAUUUUUAUAGAGCUAAAAUAUUAGAUAUCAACAAUAACAAAUUCCACGUUUCUUACAUUGAUUUUGGAAAUACAGAGUUUGUUAGUUCAAAUGAAAUAUUUGAACUUUCAGAUGAAUUAAAAAUAAAGACCAAAUUACCAAUUCCAGUAGCGAUUAAAGUUCCUCCAAAUGCCAAAACAACAGAUGAAAUUCAAAAGUUUUUUGAUAACUUAAUAAAUGAUAGUACAGUUCUAUGUAUUGAAAAUAUUGAUGGUUUGGAAAAUAUUAAACUAAAAGAAUUGAAAUCUGGUAAAAUAGUUAACACUGAACUAUUAAAUUUAUUACCCGUUGAAAAAAUCCCAAUCAGUAAUUUUGAAAAUCUUAGUGUUGCACAAAUUGUUGAUAUCGAAUGUACCAAAGCUCAUGAUUUAGAAAAUGUUAAAAUAUCAAAAGAAACUAAAAAUAGUUUUACAACUGAAAAUGAUCAUUUAAAAAUUGAAGAAGACAAAAACUCACCAGGUGUUAUUGACUUUAAAUUAGGACCACUUAAGAACAGAGAUUUAGUUCAUAUACGCUACUUUCAUGAUUCAACUUCAGUAUUUGUUUCUCGAAGUUCUGAAGAAUAUUUAAAGCUGUUCUAUGAUGUGACUACCAGAACAUUUCAAGAUAACACAAAAACAAAAAAGUUAGACAUUGAAGUAGGAGAUAUUGUUAAAGCAAUGUUUAGUGAUAAUAUGACGUAUAGAGCAAAAGUAUUGAAAAAAGUUGAUAACAAUAGUUUCUAUAUAUCUUUUAUUGAUUUUGGAAAUGAAGAGACUGUUCAUGUUGAUGACAUUUUUGAUUUACCUGAAGAUUUAAAAAAGAUACCUGGUUUGUGUGUAAAAAUUGGAAUUAAAGGAUCACCAAUAGUUGAAAAAACAAAUAGUUUAGUAUCAAAAUAUUUAGAAGAUUUAGAAGACGAACUUUUGUAUAUUGAAUAUGAUGAAGGAACCCCGAAUGGAUUAAAGGAAGCUAAUUUAAAAAGAAAAAAUAAUUCUGAUAUUUUUGAAGAAUUAUUUAAAAUUUUAGGCAAACCAAUGGUUACUAAAGAAGAAUCUACACAAAAAGCUCAAGAUAUUACUAAAAAUGAGACAUUGUUAAUAAACUCAUCUGAACCAGAAGUCAUAUCAAAUAUUGAACUGAGUACUGGUGAUACUGUUUUUUGUAGUCAUUUUGAAGAUUUUAACCAGCUAUACCUGUGUAAAAGUUCUAAAAAUAGUACUAUUCCAGAAAAUUAUAGUGUGAUUAUAAAUGCUAAAAUGGCAAAAGAUAUGGUUGUAAAAGAAACGCCUAAAUAUAAGGAUAUUGUAAGAGUGAAGUUUGAAGAUAAAAUUUUCCGUGCUAAAGUACUUGAUAAAUGUGAAGAGAAGUAUUCAGUAUUUUUAAUUGAUAUUGGGAAAAAUAUAAAUGUGCUUGCUGAAAAUAUCUUUGAACUUCCUAGUAGCUUAAAAAAUAUACCUGGUUUAGCUGUAAAGGUUGGUCUUAAAGGGACAACAGAUUUAAUAAUUACUUCAGAUGUUAAAGAUUAUUUUUAUAACUUGUGGCAUAAUGAUCCAAUUCCAUUAAUUUUAAGGUACGAUGAGGGUAAUUUCAAUUAUUUAAAUGAAGUAAAUUUAAUUAAGCAAAGUAAUGGACAUGAUAUUAUUGACGAUUUAAUCAAGAUAUGUAAUAAAUCUGACAUUUCUAAUAAGCCUAAAUCAGCUCAAGUAACAAAAAGUAAUGGUUCAAAUAUUAAUAAUUGGCAAAUUUUGAGCGGAGAUCGUGUUGAAUUUUUAUUUGGAAAUAAUAUUGACAAUAUUUUUGUAAGGAAAAUAAAAUUAUAUGAAGAAUUUAAGAAUGUUCUAGACCAACUUAAAGAAGAAAAUAGUGAAAAUUACAAACCAAUAACCCCAAAGCCCAAUGAUAUUGUUGCAGUAUAUUCUACAAAGUUUAAUGGGAUUUAUAGAGCUAGAGUUCAAAUGUCAUCUAUGGAUGAUUCAAAUAGGAUUAAAUGUUCUUUAAUUGAUAUUGGUCAAAUUGAUAUGAUACCACCUAAAUAUAUAUUUUCAUUACCCAACUAUGUUUCAUUAAAUAAGGUACCAAAUAUGGUUCGUAGAGUGACACUUGCCGGUUUGAACAAGAACUUUAAUACUAAGAUAACUUCAUAUCUAUCUUCACUGAAAGGAAAAACAUAUAUUAUGGAAUACGACAAAAAAUCUGAACAAUGGCAUAAACAAGAAGUUGUGUUAAAAGAAUUACAAAGCAAUUUAUCGAUUAAUGAUGAAAUACAAAAAUUAUUUUCUAAUGAUGUUUCUUCUGUUCCUAUAUCUCAGCAACGACGAUUAGAAAGAAAAAUUAUUCUUCCUGAGACAAAAGAAAGUAUACUUGAAAAACCAUCUCAUCCUAUUAAGAGCGGUUCAUCUGUUUUCAUAACUAAUUUUGAAAACUUUAAUUCAAUUUUUAUUCGUGAUGCUUCAUAUGAAUUUAUUGAAAACUUUAAUGCAUUUAAUAAAACUAUGUUGAAAUAUUAUAGAAAUGCUAAUAAUAAUAUUCCUAAAAAAAAUUUGAAAAUUGGUGAUAAAGUGAGUGUUCAGUCGUUAAUAAAUAUGGUUAUGUAUUCUCGAGCUCUUAUAAUCGACAUAAUUGAUAAUGAUUACAAUGUUUUUUACUUGGAUUAUGGAAAUACAGAACUAGUAAAAGCUGAAGAUAUAAUGGAUUUGCCAAAAGAAUUAGAAAAGUUUCAAGAUUUUGUCAUAAAAGUUCAACUGCAAAACAUGCCACCGUUAAAUACCAAAAAUGAAAUUCAACUUAUCAAGAAUCAUUUCCAAAAAAAAUUUAUUACACCCAAUGCAACACUUUCUAUUGAAUUUAAUGAGUUCAAUCCAAAAGGACUUGAUGAUGUUGUUUUAAGAACAGAGUAUUAUAAAAAGGAUAUUGUUGAGGAUAUCAGAGAUUUACUAAAUGCACCGCCAUUGAAUAUUAAAAUAACAGGUCAACAUAAAAAUACAGAACAACAAACUUCAUCUCAUGGUGUAUUUCCUUACCCUGCACGAAGACAGUUAUAAGAUAUAAAUGAUUGUUAUUAUACAUAUUAUGUAUUAAGUUUUAUUUUUUGAUUUUAUGCUAUAAAGAAAGAUACUUUUUAUUUUAUACUUUUUUAUUCAUUAACUAUUUUAUAAUUUUGUUAUUAAUGAGUUAAUAUUUGAUUGAUUUUUUACAUUUUAAUAAAAGAAAAGCAAGAAAGCUUUUGUGAUCUUGUAAUAA
This is a messenger RNA of Aphis gossypii (cotton aphid), 5985 nucleotides long. RefSeq lists its product as uncharacterized. NCBI's taxonomy places the organism in Eukaryota, Metazoa, Arthropoda, Insecta, Hemiptera, Aphididae. The transcript has 37 exons. The record is from RefSeq and is a predicted model, not a curated record. Bases 525 to 5786 code for a protein of 1753 amino acids. Gene Ontology annotation, biological process: spermatogenesis.